This is a messenger RNA of Closterium sp. NIES-65, 1305 nucleotides long. The record is from the annotation of a GenBank genome assembly. Lineage: Eukaryota; Viridiplantae; Streptophyta; Zygnematophyceae; Desmidiales; Closteriaceae.
AUGGAUACUCGCCCCAAACCCGUCGACGCGGCGAGUGCGCAACUAGCCAUUGCAACGUUUUUCCACGUGUGUCGUAUCGCGCCGAAUGUUGCGGAGCACGAUGCUUUCAAGACGAUGCUGAAAAAGGUUGCUGCUGCUGGUACAGGAUUUACACCUCCAGGACGACGGCUCAUAAUGGGAAGAUUGUUGGAGGAGUGCAAAGCGAACACCGACGCUGCGUUGAAGGAGGUGAAGGAUUCAUGGAAGGAUGUCAGGGACAUUGGCCAACUCGAUUGGGCCAAGGAUACCAUCGACCGCGCGCAACAGCUAAUUACGACGCUGAAGAACGCGCACUGGAUUACGGGGGUUCUUCGGAAGGAAAAGGCGCUACAAAUCCUGAAACCUGCAGGCACCCGUUUUGGAACAAACUACAUCGCCCUCGAACGCCUGCAGGCAGUGCGCAAAACUCUCGAUAAGCUGGUGUCGAGUGAGGACUGGGAGGAGUACGUCAAGGGGAAGCCGAAAAUGAAGGACGCAUGGGAUACUAUUAUCGACAAGGAGUUCUGGACGCGCGUUGGGACGGUGCUCGAUGUGCUUCGUCCGGUCUUCAAGCUGUUGCGGAAUGUUGACGGCAAUCAGGAGGUGAUGGGCAAGAUCUAUGACAAAAUGUUUGUUUUGGAGGACGCGGUGAAUGAGGCGUGUAAGGAGCUGACCGAGGAGGAGGAGGAUGUGACCGACAUCGUGCGGAAUCGGUGGAACAACGACAUCAACUGCGCGCUUCACGUGGUCGGACAGAUUCUGUACCCGCCAAACCAAUACGAGUCAAUAUUCGGAACGGACGUGGAGUGUACCAAGAUCUUCAAGCAAUUCAUUCGCAAUUACUACAAGGGUGAAUUCGUGAAAGUGGGAGGGGUGACGGCGCCACUCGCAACCAUCGUCGAAAAAGAGGUCUUGACGUACAUCAAGGGGAAGGGAGACAUUGAGGAGCAGAAAGCGCGUGAUGAGCAUGAACUCAUCAAAACUGGGCUUUUGGAUUCGGCGCAUUGGUGGGAAUUCAAUGGCACGGACGUGCCACACCUCUCCAAGCUUGCAAAAAGAGUUCUCAAGCAAUGCGUCUCGGCCUCCCCGUGUGAGACGAACUGGGCCGUUUGGGAGUCAAUCCGUACAGCUCGUCGUAAUCGCCUUCGAGCGAAACGCCUUGCCGACCUGGUAUACGUGAGCCACAACUAUCACACAGUGAAGAAGUUAAAUGAAGAUGUUGCUAAGAAGCUGGUGGUGAGUGGGCUUCCUGUGGUGCAAGUGAAGGAGGAACCUACUGACAGCUAA